Molecule: messenger RNA, 2727 nt
Organism: Rhododendron vialii
Lineage: Eukaryota; Viridiplantae; Streptophyta; Magnoliopsida; Ericales; Ericaceae
Product: cyclin-dependent kinase F-4
Exons: 18
Coding region: 1085-2443 (452 amino acids)
Biological process (GO): protein phosphorylation; intracellular signal transduction
Cellular component (GO): nucleus; cytoplasm
Molecular function (GO): ATP binding; protein serine/threonine kinase activity
Source: RefSeq, a predicted model, not a curated record
GUAACAAGAUUUCUUGCCCGCAAAGCGAAUACAGAUAUUUGGUGGGUGGGGAGUUUUCUAGAGAGAGAAAAAUAGAGGGGGAGAGAGAGAGAGAGAGAUAGAAAUUGAGCGGAGCUGCCCGCAGUCCGUGGCGACUUUAGGUUAUGCCGUUUGCACCACAGGUUGCGUCAGACUUCGCUUUCGGGGACUUUUUUUCCUUUACUAAGUCAUGGAACAAGUGUGCCUUUGGUCAGAUUGCUACCAGUUUCGGGUUUUCCCUCUCCAGCAAGCGCUUGACUGGCGGCGUUUCGUACUUGGAGAUUUCCUUCUUGUUUCGUUCGUCAACUGCACUUAGUGGACAUUUUCUCUUGAAUAAACAAUACAGGAGGCCUAACGCAAUUUCUUUCUGAGAUAGGUGUUAGAUCUUUUGUGCACAUCUAUGAGUAAGCUGCAUAUUUGCUUCUUACCAAGCCAGCUUUAUUUGGAAGCAUUUUCUGACACCUUUCGUGCUUGUAGUGCAUUGUUGGUGCAAUAUCCAGUUGUGACCGAUGAGAAAUCGUCUUCUAGGGUUGAAAUCUGCAAACGGAGAAUGAUAUUUUAUUAAGUAGUUUAUAUUAGUAGUUCUAAGUAUUUCUGUCUUCUCUUCCCGACGGCUGCUGGUCAGAGAGAUGAGUUGAUCAGUAAAGUAACUGAAGAUUUUGUGAGAGAGUUUAUGUAAUGUACCUGAGGUAGCUUUUAUCAAGUUUGUGAUAGUGCCAGGUGACUCUGUUCUGAUCAAGGAUCCAGUAUAUUUGCUAAAGCAACAUACUCUGGCUUGAUCAAAUUUGGACCGGCGUCAAGAUGCUUUGCAGUUCUCUUGUCCUCCUAUAUAUGCCUUACUGUCACCUCAGGGCUUUUGUUUUGGUACAUCUUAUGAAUAAGGCUGUGCGGCCUGUCCAUCAGAAAUAUGCUGGUUCUGUGCUCAUGCAUGGUGCAACACAAAAUUGAUGGCGGAUUCAGCUAGAUCAGCUUUAAAGUCUUCUACUGAAGAUAAUUGUUUUAGUUUUCGUCUACCUGCAUUUUUUUGUUGAGUAAAUAAAGCAUCACGGGCUCUUGAAUCACAAGAAUGGAGAGGUAUAAGAUAAUCAAAGAAGUUGGUGAUGGAACUUUUGGAACUGUCUGGCGGGCUAUAAAUAAACAGAGUGGUGAAGUUGUUGCAAUUAAGAAAAUGAAGAGAAAAUAUUAUUCUUGGGAGGAAUGUAUAAAUUUGAGAGAAGUUAAGUCAUUGCGGAAAAUGAACCAUCCUAAUAUUGUGAAGCUGAAGGAAGUCAUUAGAGAGAAUGACAUUCUGUAUUUUGUGUUCGAGUACAUGGAAUGCAACCUAUAUCAACUUAUUAAAGACAGAGCAAAGCUUUUCUCAGAAGCUGAAGUCAGAAAUUGGUGCUUUCAAGUGUUUCAGGGGCUUGCAUACAUGCAUCAGCGAGGAUAUUUUCAUCGUGACCUUAAGCCAGAGAAUUUGCUGGUGUCGAAAGAUCUAAUAAAAAUUGCUGAUUUUGGUCUUGCUCGUGAGAUCAGCUCUCAGCCACCUUAUACAGAAUAUGUUUCAACACGCUGGUAUCGGGCCCCUGAAGUUUUGCUUCAGUCUCCAUUAUACGAUUCUGCAGUUGAUAUGUGGGCAAUGGGUGCAAUCAUGGCCGAACUGUUUACCCUCCGUCCCCUUUUUCCAGGCUCAAGUGAAGCAGAUGAGAUCUACAAAAUAUGCAGUGUACUAGGUACUCCGACCGAGAGUGUAUGGGCUGAAGGACUUAAACUUGCAAACGAUAUUAACUACCAGUUCCCUCAGCUCACUGGUGUACAUCUAUCUGUGUUGAUACCAUCUGCUAGUGAGGAUGCUGUCAAUUUUAUUACAUCGCUGUGUUCGUGGGAUCCUUGUAAGAGGCCGACAGCCUUGGAGGCCUUACAACAUCCUUUCUUUCAGAGUUGCUUUUACAUCCCACCAUCUCUGCGCUCCAAAUCUGCUGUCACUAGGACACCUCCAUCAGCUGGAACAAGGGGUGCAUUAGAGCAGAAAUCUGUGAGGCGGUAUUCUGGGACUCUGCCUAAUUUGAAGCAUGCAAGCAACCUUCCUCCUGUCAAAUCUCACGUUUCUGUAACCACAGGUGUGCAGCGAAAGUUGGAAUUGAAUAAUCAGGAUGCAAUUAAGAACGAUAAGUUUACAAAGGCUGCUGCCAAACCUCAACCAAGAUACCGGCCACCUGCAAGGAACAGUCCGACCUCUAUUUACAAUGGGAAGGUUGCCCGUGGAGUUUCAGAGACAGCGGAGAAACUGGGAAAUAUGGCUCUUGGCUCUGCACGAGUGCCAGCAAGGCACGCCGUUCCAGCACCUAUGAAGGCUGGGGGAUGGCAUGGCCAACCUCACUUGUUUCUUGGGCGAUCUCAAGAGAUUCAGCCUGGAAGAAGCCUCUCCAGAAAAGUGGCAGGAUGAAAAUGGUUAACGUGUUCAGUUACGGUUCUAUGGCACAUAUAGACAUUGCCUUGUGUGCUUGUUUGUGGUCGAGCUUUGCUUAUCCAGUGACCGGUGUGAUAUUUUGAAGUUGCGUGAAAACCAUAUUGUGAUGGGUGAUGUUUGAGAAUUUCCUUCAGACCUACGUAUCGAAACAAUGUGUGAUGGAUGGUGGUUACAAUUCACGAAAGAUACAUAAGUAUUACGUAUCAAUAAUGGUUUUGUUUUAGUACUAUGCAUUUCGUUAUAAAGAUUGCAGUUUGCUA